This is a messenger RNA of Pseudozyma flocculosa PF-1, 426 nucleotides long. RefSeq lists its product as uncharacterized. Gene Ontology annotation, biological process: endoplasmic reticulum to Golgi vesicle-mediated transport. Lineage: Eukaryota; Fungi; Basidiomycota; Ustilaginomycetes; Ustilaginales; Ustilaginaceae. Gene Ontology annotation, cellular component: TRAPP complex. The record is from RefSeq and is a predicted model, not a curated record. The transcript is spliced from 2 exons. Bases 1 to 426 code for a protein of 141 amino acids.
AUGUCAUCGCUGUGGAUCAUCAACAAGGCGGGCGGGCUCAUCUACCAGUCCGAGCACUUUGUCCACCCGGACGCCGCCUCGCUGCCCAACGGCGGCCGCCUGUCGUCCAACGAGUACCUCGUCCUCGCCGGAACCCUGCACGGCAUCCACGCCAUCACCGCCCGCCUCAAUCCCGUCGCCGGACGCAAGUGCUCCGGCCUCGAGAGCCUCGAGGCCGACGGGUUCAGCAUACGCGUCAUGGCUACCGCCACCGGCACCAAGUUCGUCCUCGUCACGUCCCCUGCGCAUCCCAACCCGCUCGGCGUGCUGCAAAAGUGCUACGAGGCCUACGCAGACCAGGUCAUGAAGAACCCCUUCUACACACCGGAGAUGCCCGUCCGGGUGGAAGGCUUCGAUCGAGCCGUAGAGGGGCUCCUCAAGGUGUGA